Messenger RNA from Paecilomyces variotii, 3943 nucleotides. RefSeq names its product putative nuclear serine protease HtrA2/Nma111. Bases 234 to 3641 code for a protein of 1135 amino acids. The record is from RefSeq and is a predicted model, not a curated record. Lineage: Eukaryota; Fungi; Ascomycota; Eurotiomycetes; Eurotiales; Thermoascaceae. Gene Ontology annotation, molecular function: serine-type endopeptidase activity; protein binding. The transcript has 5 exons. Gene Ontology annotation, biological process: proteolysis.
GCCCCGACGGUGCUCGAGUAUAGCAAUGACAAUCAUCUUGGGAGAUGGCUCCGAGGGCCUGCUGGCCGUCCAAUCAGGACGCCAGCAGAGCUAACCACCACAACUUCGCAACAACCUCCAGCUGUGCUGCGGAUGACUUCUUCCUCGUCCACGCGCCCUCUCGUCCGUCCGAUCGCCAGCCUGUCCAUCCACCACUCCUGACCGGCUGAGAGGCGACGUCUUUGGUCUUGUGGAUGUCCUCCGCCCUGCUUCCGGCGUGCAGAAGGGGCUUCUCCGUUGCUACUGCGUCUCCCGGUCCAGCACGACCUGCGCCUGCGCCGUGUUGCUCUUCUCCCUCGCAGACCCCCGGCCUGUCUGUCCCGAACUCGAUUUCUCCAAGCUCUUCCAGCUUCCUGUCGAUCUCCCGUGGUCUCGUGGUACCUGCUCCAGGGUCCUGCACACCUCGACGUCAGCUUCCUCGCCGCCUGAAGAAUUGUUAUAAGGAUCUAGCUACAAGCGGAGCUUGCAGUCAACUGGGACGAAGACCCUCUACCACCUCGUCCUUGCUCGACAUAAACCGUUCCAUCCGAUCUCUCCUUCUUUCAAUCCCGGCUCGAAAGACCCCGGGUUAUAUUGCCGUCCGCGCAUUGCGCAAUUUCUGCACCUCUUCCGCAUCCGACAUGGAGAGGACAGGCGAGAUGCGUUCGAAGCGCAAGCACAGCCCUGUCGCUGGCACUGAUCGCCCUGCGAAACACUUGAAACCAGAAACCUCUGCGCUGACGCCGGGGGAUUCAACACCGGCCAAUGGAACGGUGUACAGCAUCGAAGAUGACGCCGACACUGCUCCCGCGCUGCCGCUGGUCCCAGCUCCGGCAGACUCGCCAGAAUGGCAGGCCACAAUAGAGAACGUCGUGAAGAGUGUCGUCUCGAUCCAUUUCUGUCAGACAUGCUCCUUUGAUACAGACCUGUCGAUGGCUAGUCAGGCAACGGGUUUUGUGGUCGAUGCGGAGAAAGGAUACAUUUUGACCAAUAGACAUGUUGUCUGCGCUGGACCUUUCUGGGGUUAUUGCAUUUUUGAUAAUCAUGAGGAGUGUGACGUCAAACCCAUAUACCGCGAUCCGGUCCACGACUUCGGUAUCCUCAAAUUCGACCCGGCCGCCAUCAAAUAUAUGAAGUUGACAGAGCUGAAACUGCAACCGGAUGCCGCCCGCGUGGGUGUCGAGAUCCGUGUGGUUGGUAACGAUGCGGGAGAGAAGCUCAGUAUUCUCUCCGGUGUGAUCAGUCGUCUUGACAGGAACGCUCCCGAGUAUGGCGAGGGCUACAGUGACUUUAAUACCAACUACAUCCAGGCAGCGGCGGCAGCAAGUGGUGGAAGUUCCGGCAGUCCGGUGGUGAAUAUCGAUGGUCAUGCAAUCGCCCUGCAAGCCGGAGGUCGUGCUGACGGGGCGGCGACGGACUAUUUCCUGCCUCUAGACCGUCCACUGCGUGCUCUAGAGUGUAUCCGUAGGGGUGAACCUGUCACCCGUGGUACCAUCCAGACUCAAUUCAUGAUCAAGCCUUUCGACGAGUGUCGUCGUUUAGGGCUGACUCCGGAAUGGGAGGCUGCUGUUCGUACAUCAGCUCCAACGGAGACGGGCAUGCUGGUGGCUGAGAUUGUGCUUCCAGAGGGACCCGCUGAUGGCAAGCUUGAGGAGGGAGACGUGCUCCUGGAGAUCAACGGGGAACUCAUCACACGGUUCGUGAGACUGGAUGAUAUCCUGGAUUCGAACGUCGGAAACACGAUCAAACUCCUUGUCCAGAGGGGCGGAGAGGAUAUUGAACUUGAAUGUCAGGUGGGAGACUUGCAUGCAAUCACUCCCGACCGCUUCGUCUCUGUUGCAGGCGGAACAUUCCAUGAUCUCUCCUACCAGCAGGCGAGAUUGUACGCCAUCGCCACUCGCGGUGUGUACAUCUGCGAGGCGGCCGGCUCCUUCAAGCUGGAAAACACCGUGUCCGGUUGGAUCAUAGAUACGAUCGACAAACGCCCAACUAGGGAUUUAAAGGAGUUCAUCGAAGUCAUGAAGACUAUCCCAGAUCGGGCCAGAGUCGUUGUCUCUUACAGACAUAUCCGGGAUCUACACACCAGAGGAACUAGUAUCGUCUACGUCGACCGCCACUGGCAUCCCAGGAUGCGCUUGGCCGUACGAAAUGACGACACUGGUCUAUGGGACUUCUCUGAUCUCGCCGAUCCGAUACCAGCGGCACCCCCAGUCCCCAGAAAAGCCGACUUCAUCAGGCUCGAGGGAAUCAGUCAGCCUGCUGCAGCUGACAUUGUUCGAAGCUUCGUCAGGGUCUCCUGCACGAUGCCUCUCAAGCUCGAUGGCUACCCUCAGGCCAAGAAGACUGGAUUCGGUCUUGUUGUUGACGCGGAAAAGGGCCUUGUAGUUGUCUCUAGGGCUAUCGUUCCGUAUGAUCUAUGUGAUAUCAACAUCACGGUUGCGGAUUCAAUCAUUGUCAGUGGCAGGGUCGUCUUCUUGCACCCACUACAGAACUAUACUAUCGUGCAAUACGACCCGAGUCUGGUCCAGGCUCCCGUUAAGAGCGCUAAACUGAGCACGGAGAACAUCAAGCAGGGCCAGGAAACCAUUUUUGUGGGAUUCAAUCAGAACUUCCGCAUAGUAGUGGCCAAGACGACUGUCACGGACAUCACCACUGUAGCCAUCCCGGCGAAUUCAUCUGCUCCGAGAUACCGUGCCAUCAAUCUUGACGCUAUUACAGUGGAUACUGGUCUCAGUGGACAGUGUACCAAUGGUGUGCUCAUUGGCGAGGAUGGUGUUGUGCAGGCUCUCUGGUUGAACUACUUGGGAGAGCGCACUGCCAAUAGCCACAAGGAUGUCGAGUAUCAUCUUGGCAUGGCCACUCCUUCGCUUCUGCCUAUCGUCAGCAAAAUUCAGCAGGGAGACAUCCCUAAGCUGCGGAUCCUAAAUAUGGAGAGCUAUGUUGUGCAGAUGAGCCAGGCGCGGAUCAUGGGCGUGUCGGAUGAAUGGAUCGAGAAAGUUGCUCAGGCCAACCCGACCCGACAUCAGCUCUUCAUGGUACGAAAGGUGGAUGUGCCACCUCCAUCGUUCAAAUCUGCCACGGAUGCUCUGCAGGAGGGUGAUAUCAUCUUGACCCUGAACGGCAACCUAAUAACCCGUGUCUCGGAGCUUGAUAUCAUGUACGAUAACGAAGUCCUUGAUGCGCUCAUUGUCCGGAACGGACAGGAGAUGCGCAUUAAGGUGCCUACGGUGCCCACUGAGCAGCUUGAGACGGACCGUGCUGUGGUUUUCUGCGGUGCGGUGCUGCAGAAGCCUCACCAUGCGGUUCGGCAACAGAUCUCCAAGCUCCACAGUGAGAUCUACGUUAGUGCGAGGAGCCGUGGAUCUCCCUCGUACCAGUAUGGGCUGGCGCCGACGAACUUUAUCACCGCUGUCAACGGUGUGGAGACGCGGGAUCUGGACAGCUUCGUGCGAGAAGUAAACAAGAUCCCAGACAACACUUAUUUCCGUCUUCGGGCCGUGACGUUCGACAACGUCCCGUGGGUCGUGACUAUGAAGAAGAAUGACCAUUAUGUACGGAUCCCGAAUUUAGAACCCGUAUUAUCGAUCUCCAUUACUGACACUCUUGCAGUUCCCCAUGUCUGAAUACAUCAAAGACCCAUCUGUCCCCGCGGGAUGGAGGACCGUCUCAUAUGAGAAGGGUAAAGAGAGACGCGGCGUGACGGCUGACUCCUCUAACCUCAACGCCGAUGCGAUGGACGAAGGCAUAGACGACGGACCCAGCGACGUCGAACCGGAAGUUGAUGUAGAAUAGGUCUAAGGGCGAGAGCCUGUUGUAAAAUAACAUAGAAUACUGAAAGAUUUCUGGUACAGCCGGGCCUUGUCUCUCGGCCAGGGCCUUCAAUACUGUAUAUUGUUACGUGACAAACUCAUCCGAUGAUGUAUCA